Diversispora eburnea is the source of this 1554-nucleotide messenger RNA. The record is from the annotation of a GenBank genome assembly. Lineage: Eukaryota; Fungi; Glomeromycota; Glomeromycetes; Diversisporales; Diversisporaceae.
AUGAGUAAAUUAUUACGCAGAAACACUAUACUUCGAUUACUUAGUCGAAAGAAGCAAACCUAUACUGUUUGUCUUCCUGCUGAUUGCCUAUAUGACAUUUUUAAUCUUCUUAAAGAUGAUAUCAAGUCACUUCAUUCUUGUAUUUUGGUUAAUAGACUUUGGUGUGAAACUGCUGUCCCUUAUUUAUGGGCUCACCCUUUUACACAAUCAACUCCUCCUCCCGCUUCCCUUAUAAAUAUAUUUAUCGCUAAUCUUUCCGAUGCUGAUAGAAAUGAACUUAUUACUAGAGGUAUUAGAAUACCUUCUCAAUAUAGAAAAUCUCCUACUUUUAAUUAUGCUUCUUUCAUUCCACAUCUUAGUAUGGAAAUACUUUAUACUACUGUUCAUUGUUGGACACAACAACAAAUGUCAAAACGACGUUCCUCGUCUUAUAUCAAUACCGUCGAAGUUAACGAAUUAGCUCUCUUGGUAUAUUGUUCUUUAUGUCGAUUGUUCUUUGGAAAAAGAUCAAAUAUUCAAUCCCUCAAUUUGGACAGACCAAGUAAACAUAUAGGUCCUACGAUGCCAAAUAAUUUGGGUGUUGAUCUUUGUCUUAGUAACAUAAAAAAUUUAUCCAUUCGUUAUACUUCGGAUACUUUUAUAUUUGGUGCUCUUCAUAAACAAGCCGAAAAUGUUGAAAAUUUAUCCAUUAUAAAAUCAUCUGAUCCCAGUCUUCGAAAUUUUGAUGAUUCAAAUUAUUUAUCCUCCUUAAUAUUCUCUCAACACAGAUUACGUAGUUUCUCUCUCUCAUGUUAUGACACCGUUAAUGGAUUUUCUUCAAAUAUUUUUAUUCCUCUCGCUAGUCAAGCUGAUACUUUAACUUCCUUAAAACUUUAUGGUAUUCCUUUCCCUAGUGAUGCUUCAAUUAUUGCUUUAACUACUUGUUUAAUGAUUGAAGAGUUAGAAAUUAAAAGAUGUACGAAAGGUACUGGAUGUUUACUUGAAUCAAUCUCAAGAGCUGAAUUACCUUAUUUACGAAAAGUUCGAGUUAUUGAAUCAUCAACUCUUUGGGGUCACUUUAUUUCUACGGUAAUUCAAAAGAAUCCUUUAAAUCUUGAAGAAGUAUUUUAUCAACCUUGGGAAGAUGAAGAAAAUAAUGAAUUAUCUACAUCAAUUAUUAAAAGUAUUGCUCAUUGGUCUCCUAAAUUAAAAACAUUUGGAGUAGUGCUUAGUGCAGAUGAAGUUCCUUAUUUAAUAAAAAUUCUUUCAGCACCUGGUUGUAGAAUUGAAAAACUCAGUUUAUUCUCUAUGGGUUCGCCUGAAGGAGAUUUAGAAAAACUUUGGCCGGAAGUAGGAAAACAUAUUCCUGUUACUCUUAAACAUCUCAAUAUAUGGAUUUUUAUUGGUGCCAAAGCAAUGCAUUUCUUUUUAAAGAAUAUCAAAGCUCAAUUAGAAUCUUUGUAUAUUGAUGCUUGGGUUGAAGAUUUCCUUUAUUCCCCUUAUAGUGAUGUACUUGGUGAAUAUCUUCAAGAACGAUUUUUGGAUAUGGCGGAUUUCUUCCAUCCAGAAAUCUAA